AUGAACUAUUAAGAAUAUAUACGCUAUUCAGAUAUUUUAGAUGGUAAAUAUCAAAUUGAUCAAUUAUAAUCAAUAAAUAGAACAGAAAAGUAUCCAUCAACAAGUUCUAUUUAGACUAAUAAUUACAAAGACUUAAUCUAAGUUUAAAUUAAUAUCAUUAUCAAAGUCUUAAAGUAAAUGCACUAAUAAUAUAAAUCAACUUGGUUAUAUGCUCAAUCAACAAUCAAGCAAGAAAUAAACAUAAACAGAGUUUUAUACUCCUAAACUUAAUAUUUCUCAAGUCUCUCAGUAUUCACAAAUCUAAACACCUAAGAAACCCAUUUAAAUUUUACCUACAUCUACUCAAUUCUUGAAUCAAUUAAAUAAUGAGUAAAACAUAUAACUAUGACUUAAGCAAUUUUUUGGAUCAAAUGGAUAAAUUAAUUAAAAUUAGAAAAUUGGAUUAAUCCGUACUCUUAAGAAUUAUUAGAAAACAUAUGAAUGAUUGCCCCUAUUUUGUAUAAUUAGUCAAACAAGAGUUUCGUAACAGUAUUAACAGUUAAAAAUGA
Molecule: messenger RNA, 548 nt
Organism: Paramecium sonneborni
Lineage: Eukaryota; Ciliophora; Oligohymenophorea; Peniculida; Parameciidae
Source: the annotation of a GenBank genome assembly